UGUUUUCUCAAUUCUUUCGCAUAAAAAUUGGAAGACAAAGUAGCCUCCAGUGCGAGAAAGUCCGACCGGGUGUUAUCUGCAGUCGGGUUUCGUUAGCGUUAAGCUCUGAAAACGUCUGUUUUUCUUCGGAGAGAAGAAAGACUCUUUUAGCUGAGGUAGCGGAGAAAGAAAGAAAACAGAGAACCCAGAAGGCUGUCCGUUUUUUCAGCGGACUUGUCGAGCUUCAAGAGAGUGUGAAGGGUGUCGAGGUUCGCUCGGAUUUCCGUCGAUUUUCUCCCCGGUCGAACUGUGUAAACGUUUAUCAACAGCUGCUGAUACCGUAGCUGUUGUGUUUAUAGACCGCGGUUCACCCUUCGUGUUCCUCCGACUUCUUCGCACUUUCUCCACACAGGAUAGAAUUCCCCGUGCACAGUAAACGUAGAUCCAGAAAGAGGUUGUAGACUCUUUGAGUCGCCGUUCUCCUAUGCAAACUGCAGUCUCCGCUGGACAGAAGAAAUUCACGCCACAGACGAGGGCGCUGCCUUGACGGCUGCGGCAUAAUGGCCGCUUUACUUCGCCACAGCAAUGCGUUUUUUCCGGCGACCCUCUCGUUCGGAACGGUGUAGUUGACCUCGAAGAAACAAACCGUAACGCUGAAUGCGUGGAUACGCCGCAGGCGCGACUCGAGUGCGUGCGAGUUUCACUCCUUAUGUAGAUUUUGAAGGUUAGAAGUGGAGGAAGUCGUCUGCCAAACGCAGAGAUACACGAGCUGAACAGAUUAGCCUCGCUUUCGUGCGAGAGAGCUGGGAGGGAGAACGCAGAUCGGGGCGGGUGUCGCGGCAAUGCAUUGGAGCGAGUUGUGCUGAAAACGACAAGUCCACGGAGACUCAACGGAGUCCACUCUUUCCUUUCUCUUCCAGUUGCCUUCUCUCCUAACGCAACCGCGGCAACGCAACUUUUUCUCGCGGUUUCAUCCCCUCCCCCCUGCCGGUGUCCGGAAAAAACCUGUAUACCACACACCCAGCCACAAACACGGCUGCGUCUACACAUAGAUCACAGUUUUUUCUACGUAAAUCCAUGCCUCGGCAAAUGCAUACGUCUGGAUAGAUUGGCCGUCUCUCCAGCUGACUUCAUAUGUUGGUAUAGUUCUGAAUCGAGCAGAUCUACUCUUUCAGUCGAGAGAUGGCGCUGCAACCUCGUCACCGGUGGAUGGUCUCGCAAGUGGUGGCCGCAUUCAAGCUGGAGAACGAGGAGGCGGCGGUCGAGUUCGCUUUUCGAGGUCGAUUCUCCCCGAAAAUCGAGAAGUUCCUCUCGGGCGCCAGUCGUCGCCAGCACCUUCUCUUUGCAUUUCACCAAGGGAACGCGACGCCAAGCUCACCAGGCGCGCUGAACUCCGAUGUCGGACUCGAUGCGAAACUCAUCUGCACUGACGGCGCGGAGUCGGGCCUGCAGUCGCGUUCGAUUUACUUCCUGAAGACGACGCAGAGAGGAAAAGCUGUAAACUUGAAUGUGGCUUCUGACGGGGAGGUGAUUUUCGGGGAGAUCGCCGCUGCUCCUCUCGCCAGUUUGGACGUCGCCCUCACUGGGCUUUUCCUCCCCAUCGUCGAGAAAUUCAACGAAAAGGAGUGGUACAUAAAGUGA
Messenger RNA from Toxoplasma gondii ME49, 1620 nucleotides. RefSeq lists its product as hypothetical. The transcript is spliced from 2 exons. Lineage: Eukaryota; Apicomplexa; Conoidasida; Eucoccidiorida; Sarcocystidae. The record is from RefSeq and is a predicted model, not a curated record. Bases 1162 to 1620 code for a protein of 152 amino acids.